CUUAUAUGCUUUUGGUGCGCAUUGUACCCUGUCGGCUCCCCUCGUGCAAUUCCGGGUGGCGCACAAAUUAGCCUCGCCAAAAUCAAAAACGAGUUACGUAAUGGACGAAAGCCAGCAGACUUGAUGAGGCUCAGAUGCUCAGAUUGCUGGAUGUGAUCAUUGUUUUUAACCCUUUUUUCCUCCUCCCUCCUAAAUAGAGUCCAGCUUUCUGGAGGGGAUCCCAAUCUUGAACGUGGUCUUUGAUUUCAGGGGGUUUGGCACUGUUCCGCGCCCCCCCACCCUUCAGCUUUGUUCCUCUUGAUGGAUCCAAGCGGCCCGGCGAACCAUGACCCUGGCAGCCCACCCGACUUGGUGAGGAGGCCACAUGCUGCUUAAUGGCUUCCAGAGCGCACCGAGAAACUCCGGCCUGGAGGUAAGCGCUUCACUUCCUUUGCUUGAAUGAGAACCAAAUGAAAAAGACCCCCCAACCAACCAAACACACACAUACCAGAUUCCCUCCUAAUUGACCAUAAUGGCGGAAAGACUGGAGCAGGAAUCUCAGACUCAGACUAUAUAAUGCACCAAAUGUAGAAAUGUAUGCUACACUGGUGGCUUGACUUACAAGUAUCAAUUGUAAAUUCAAACACUUGUAUCUUAUAUGAUUUUUCCCUCAUUGAAAUUAAUAGAAAGGCAAUUAAUCCGUUCAGGAACCUAGAACGCUGCACUAUUGUACUUUUUAAACAUACAGACAAUUAAGCACUUUGUGCUUCACAAUUUCAUGCAUGAAUUCAAUGGGGGCUGUGCUGCUCAUUCGGGUGUGCGCACCUUGACCACAAGGGGGCAGUAUCAUACAUACAGGCAUGUACGUAUCAUGCUAGUGAUGAAACAAUGGCCACAUGACUUCAACAUAUAAAAUUGUUGAAGUCGUGGACGAAGUGAGUAUUUGGGCCGCACUGUACAAUAUACACCUUUGUGAUAGGACUUCAAUCUGUAAAGUAUACAAUUUGGUAUUUUUUAAAUUGUAUCACUUUAUUCUCUGAAUAUUACUUUAAUUUCAACAUUUUUCUUUUGCAAAAAUGUCCAACUUUACUCGCCUAUUGACUAAGAUAUAAAACUUUACUCUUGAAAUGACCAACUUUCCAUCGCAAAUAUGACAUGUUCCUCUAAAAUACUCAACUUUAUUUAGCUUGAAAAUAUGCAACUUCAAAGUCAUCAUAUUACAAGAAUCUCAGAAAUAUAAUUCUUUGCCGCUUCAUUGUUGAAUACAUGGUGCUGGUGAACUAGUGCCACACAGUGGAGAGUUUUCACACUGCAACUAGUCCACACCUUAUAUAGGUACAUAAAUUUAUUAAAAUAAAAAAAAAUAAAAAGUUAUAAAACUUUGUAGCUUUGGUUCCAAAUAUACAUUCUACAUUUUUGAUGACAACUUUCCACUCAUACAGUGGAAUAAUAAAGUCAGUCACAAAAGAUUUUUAGGAAGUGGAAACAGACAUGUACCCCAUAAGAGCUUUAUUAAAAACACCACAAAAAGCAAAAUUAAUACAACUGCAACACCAGGAAACAACCUAAAACAAAACAAAAGAGCUUCUUUGAAGCCACUUAAAAAAAAUAAAAAAAAAAUUUAAAAUACCCCCAGGUGAGUAGAUGCAAGCUCAAACCAUACAGACUCCUGCAGAUGUUCUAUGCUACAGACAAGGGGGGGGCGGACACACACACACACACAAUGCAGACAUCGUCCUGAGAUGGCGCAAUUUCCAGAGGACUUUCCCCUCCUGCAACCCCGUUAUACAGUCUUCUGCUGGCCCUUCUUUCCAAUUAGAGAUUUGUGGAUGUGCGGGAUCACGCCUGUGGGUGGUGGUUGGGGAAUAAAAUAAAACAUUUAAGUUUCGAUUCUGAUGCUAAAAUAAACAAACAAACAAACAGGGUUAUGUGCACCAAGGCUUACCUCCGCCAGCGAUGGUGGCCUUUAUGAGGGAAUCCAGCUCCUCGUCCCCUCGGAUGGCCAGCUGCAAGUGACGCGGGGUGAUACGCUUCACUUUCAGAUCUUUGGAAGCGUUCCCGGCCAGUUCCAGAACCUGCAAAGGCCGCAAAACGAGACUUGAGAACCGCGUCGAUUGGAAUAAAAACUUCUUUACAAGUCAUGGGUUAAGGCUUCCAAACUAGAGUUUCCAGUAGGGUCCGAUAUGUUACCCCUCUUUUUCCUCAAAAGUAAAUAUGUUAAGAUGAACACAUUUUCCCCCCCAUGUGUAACCCAUGUACAUGUUCCAAUGAAAUCAAAAUGUUACAUACAUCUCACCCUACAUCCUGGUCUCCUUCCUUCCUACCUCCAACUUUCUUUUUAAACACCCGUGUUUCCUUCCAUUGCAACUUACCAUUUCUUUCCACCCAUACAAUUCAAAAAGCAAGCCCCUACUUCUGGCCAAGCCGCCUUUUAUCCAUAAACAAACAAAUGGGGGAUUUGCAGUACCUCGGCGGUGAGGUACUCGAGGAUAGCCGCGCUGUACACGGCUGCGGUGGCUCCAACCCUGCCGUGACUGGUGGUCCUGGACUUGAGGUGUCUGUGGAUACGUCCCACCGGGAACUGAUGGAGCAAAGAGGCUUGAAGUGAGUUUUUUUUUUUUUUGGGGAAACUCAAUGGAAGCGUUGCCGAGCAAUGAAUGGGGAGGGAACCAACCUGCAAUCCGGCUCGCUGAGAGCGCGAAAUCGCCUUCGUCUUGGUCUUUCCGGAGUCUUUGCCCGCCUUGCCACCAGCCUGGGGGGGGGGAAGAAAAAAAAAAAGAAACAAGCACACAUUCACCAGUUGAAGUCACUCCAAACCCACGCGGUGUAAUAAAAUGGAGUCAAAUCUCCAGUGUUGCGUUUUUGAACGCCGUGUUUUAGGCGCUCACUCGCACUAACAAAGCUAAGCUAAGAUAAGCUAAGCUAAGGGUAACAACCGUCAAUGCGUGCUCGCGGUGUAUAAAGCGACGGCGUUUUAAUGAAACGUAAAAAAACAAAAGAGGGCCCCGGUGCUCACUCAACAAAGAAGAUGAACUUACCAUGCUCAAUUCUUAAAAUAGUUUCGGGGCGCUUUAACACAAAAGAUAACUUUUUAAACAAAAAUAAAAAAAUAAAAUAAAAUAAAAAUUGCUAGCCGCGGUGCGUCGACGGACGGUUUGAACUACAAUCCCCGCCUACAAGGCGCCAUAUUUAUGUAGCCGAGUACAUCCGGGGUCGCGGCCGGGAGAAGGAUAAACUAAUGACAUUUCACGAUGCGGGAUUUUCAGCCAAUCAAAAAGAGAACAUUGGGUUUGCGGGAAAAAAGACUCGUUUCCGGUCCCGAGUUAUCAUGGGUAAUGCAGUUUUGUAGCAUAUCAACACUUUGUAUUGACCUAACAAUAAAAAAGGGUGUUUGUUUUUUUGGUUUUGGUUGGGUUUUGGUUUGGUUUUGUUUGUUUGUGGAGCCGUAAUCUUAAACGUACAACUGGAUUCCAUAUGCUGUAAUUUAUAACAUAUUUGAAGGAAAUUGAACAGAAUUGAAGCGACAGUCUAGCCAGUUUCUAAUUAUAUAGGGAUUUUGUUUUUUUCAACAUUUUAUUUAAUAUACAAAACGCGUCUUUACCCACACAAAUUACAAAAAAUAAAUAACAAAUACUGUAUGUCAUGUAAUAUUUUACGCAUCAAUUUAGCCGUUUUUAUCCUAAAAAUGCAUUAAUUUAGCUGUUUUUAUCAUAAAAAAGGGUGUGGGCAUUAUUAAAAUAAAUUUGCUCUUUCAUUAAUUUUGUCAUUUUUUUAAAUUGUUGAAUGACCGUAUUUAUUCAUUUUUUUAUAUACUUCAAUAUUUUGUUAAUUAAUUUACUGUAAACAACAUUGACAUUUUCCAAUAAUUGUAUAACAUUAAUACAAAUUACAAUAAUACAAUUUAAGAAGUUUAAUUUGACAUACGAGUUUUAUUUUAUUUUUUUAUUUUUUAUUUUACCUCAUCUACCAAUGACUUUACCGAAUGUUGCCCUUGACCACAAAAAGCAUUCCCACCCCGAGUGUAUUAUCUGAAAUGUAUAAAACAGCCACACGAGGGUAGUAAAAGUCCGUGAUUCAAUGUGGCAGCAACCCUCUUUUUUUCCCAUUUGUAAUUGAAUUUAUUAUACAAAGUAUAAUCCCUUAAUUGGAUUUGAAAAGCAAAUGAAAAUGACAUUAUUCAAACAACUUUUAUUCCCCCCGUUCAGGGAUUUUCUUUUUUUAUCCUGAUACCCAACUAUCUUGCCCGGCACCUAAUUUCCCUCCCAGCAUUAAGUUGCAUCAACUUCCACAAAAAUAAUAGAAAUAUGUUUUCCUCAUCACAGACAUGACAAAAAUAAGCCAUUUUACAAAUUGAGACACUUUUGAUGCCUGUGUGUGUGCUUCCUGCACACGCACAGCUGUUGUUGGGGCCGGUCAGCGUAAAUCACGUUCCAUUCGUUCUUAGUGGCGCAGCAGUCACUUUCUCCCUUGGCCUCAACAACGUCAUUCCCCCCCUGCUGCUGCCUCUGUAGCUUAUAUCCGAUUUCCCCCUCCCAAAUAAGUCAGCUGGGAUAGGCUUCAGCACACUCACAACCCUAAUGAGGACAAGCACCAUCAAAAAUGGACGGACGGACGCUCGUUUGUAAACACAUGAGCUGCUAUUGACUGAUAGCAAUAUUUGUCUUGUUUUCUGAUGACAUAUAACAAUAUUUGUCUUGUUUUCUGAUGACAUAUUUCAUUUUCAGCCAGAUUUUGCCCUGUCCACGUUUCGAUCGAAACCUACAUGAGAUACAUUUGAGUAGGCUUGUUUUGUUAAAAUCUAUUGCUGUAAUGCUUCAUUUCAGAAGGAAGCCGUACGAGCCAUGGAGGUAAGUGCAUAACGAUUCAUUUCCUUCAGCUCAUUGUUGUAUUUAUUGCAUCGCUCGAGUUCUGUCGAUGACGUCACACAAUACAUGGCGGCGUAUCGAUUUUGACCCUGCGAUUGCCUGGCGGGCCCGUCCAGGGUGUAGCCCACCUUUGGAAAAAUGUCAACAUGAACUGCACUUGUAAUAGGUUCAAGACGCCACGGUGACGCAGUCCACACAGAAGGAUGCAAAAGGAAGUGACAUAGGGAGCCCAGAGGAAGAAGGGGCGCACAAAAGAGCGUGAGAAAGUCUGACCCUUUCUACGAUGGGACUCGAGGGCGACCCAGUGGAGGGCAUCACAGCAUUUGAAGGGGAAAAUACCGCAGUGCUCUUCGAACACGCAGUAAACAACCUCAUCGUCCGUACUUUUAUGCGUCCGUACUGAAUGGCCAUUAGUUAAUAAGUUAUUUCCUUCACAUAUUGUGAUGGAGAGCGACACUUUUUAACAUGAUCACCAAGGGAGGGUGGGGUGGCAUUAUUUUCACUGAUUGCACGGAGAUGUAGUGCGCUGAGUGAGAUGAUCCAUGACUCUUAAGGGAUUUUACAUAUGCAUAGCCACCCCCCUUCCAACAUGCAUGCACAUUAGACGCGGUUGCAGCCGGGGGUCCGGCAGCACUUGGACAGAUGGCCCAAUGGGGAUGCAGAGCUGGGAGGAAGGGAGGAAACGAGGGCUAAAGAGAGGGCUGGACGAAGAGGACAAUGCAAAUAGAUAUGCGUGCGUGUGCUUGGGCGUGUCAGUAAAAGAAGAAAGAUAGUGAACGUCGCCAACAACAAUGCUGUCCUACUGACAAUGCAUUUGCAAGUAUGACCACAGAGUAAGUAGUGUAUAUGCGUCCAUUUUAUAUAGCAUCUUGAUAGUAAACGGUACAAAAAGAUAUCGUACGUAUAAAUUAUUUAAUAGUUUAAUUUAGUCAUAAAUUCAAGCGGGACUCAAUGAGCAGAUUUUGAGUCUGUUUUGUUUGCACUUCCCGGCCACCGUAGCAAGCGGAGGGGGCCCGCCUCGUAAAGCGCCCUUACUUAUGGAUGUUCCGGGCUAGAACUGUCAACAUAAAAUGUCACCAAACGACAACCGGGUCAAACACAACAUAUUUCGUUCACAAAACACAACAGGGUGGGACAGCGGACAGAGUAGAUAUUUGUCGCGGGGCGGGAUGAACACUGCGAGUUGUGAUUGUUCUUUGAAUUUACGAGGUGCUAGCGUUUUAUUGUGUACGAAAACGGCGUUUCCUCCGUGUUAUUGUUACGACACACGCGUGCUCGACGCCACUUCCUGGAAGAUUGACAGCUUCGCCCCACUCUUCAGUGGUUUUGGUGACGCGACUUCCAGUGUUGUGUGACGGCCGCAGCGAGGCUCCAACACUUUUUUGGAUCCGAUUUUCACCCAGCUGUACGCCAUAAUGUUCGAGCGUUCGUAGGUUUCGUCAAAAGGGAGACGGCGCGAGGCCGGCGGAGUGACGCGGGCGCUGGAAACAAAGUAACAAGAGGCGAGCCCCCCGACGCGAGGGCUCGAUGGCGGCUGGGGAUGGAGCCCAGCUGCCGGCCACGGUCGCGGCCAGUCGGAGUGUGGAGAAAGCCCUCGAGGACGCCGCCGCCAGCGGGGCUCUCAACUUGGCCAACCGAAAACUCAAAGAAUUCCCCCGGAGCGCCAAGAACUACGACCUAUCCGACAUUACCCACGCAGAUCUGUCAAAGAAUCGUCUGUGUGAGCUGCCGGAGGAGCUCGGUCACUUUAUUUCCUUGGAGACGCUGAGUCUUUACCACAAUGGGAUGCGUUCACUGUCCCCCUGCCUGGGGAACCUCCAGGCCCUCACCUACCUCAAUCUCAGCCGUAAUCUGUUGUCCAGUUUAUCUCCGUCUGUGUUUGAGCUUCCUCUCCUGCGAGUGCUCAUCGUCAGCAACAACAAGCUGUCUUCACUGCCUGCUUCCAUAUUUGCCCUCGCACAUCUACGACAGCUGGACGUGAGCUGCAAUGAGCUGCGGUGUUUGCCCGCGGAGCUCGGCCAGCUGGAGUGUCUGCGGGACUUGAACCUGAGGAGGAACCAGCUCACUGCUUUGCCCGAAGAAAUUUCUGAGCUCCCGCUCGUCCGCCUCGAUGUGUCCUGCAACCGGAUUACCCAGGUGCCCCUGUGCUACCGUCACCUGCGGCACCUUCAGAGCAUCUCGCUGGACAGCAACCCGCUGCAGAUGCCCCCCGCGCAGAUCUGCUCCAAGGGCAAAUACCACAUAUUCAAGUAUCUGAACAUGGAGGCCUGCAAGAGGAGCCAGGAGGAGCUGGAGAGACACCUGAGGCCCACCGGCUUUAACAGCUGUUUGUCUGACCAAGAGCUCUUCACCAGUCAGUUUGGAGGGCUCGACUCUGGUUUUAACAGUGUCGACAGUGGCAGCAAAAGAUGGUCUGGGAAUGAGUCCGCAGAUGACUUCUCAGAACGUUCCCUCCGCAUUUCUGAGGUCAGCAGAGACCAGCGAAAUCUGGAGGAGGAAGAGGAGGAGGAAUCUCCCCUUGAAGUCCGCAAAGUCAACGGCCGAGCGGAGCAGGUCGACUUCAUCGACAGCAGUGUGACGGAGGAAGAGGAGGAGGAAAUGAAGACGGAUCCUCUCACGCCACCUCUUAUAGCGCUGGAGCUGAAGGAGAGAACUGCUCUGUCCCACAACAACGAGGCUUCAAUACGCCGAUCCAGUCUUCACGUGGAGGUCGCCGCCCGGUUACCCUCUCCCUCACUGUCGCCCAAGUCUCCCUCCAGCCCCAGCACGGAGGAGCGCCGCCGGCCAGGCACGCUGCUCAUCUGGCAGGAGCGAGAGCGACUGCAGCAGCAGCAGGGAGAGAAGGCCAGCUUGCUGAAGUCGUUCACCAAAACAGGAAGUCUUGUCACCUCUGCAGCGCCGACAGGAAGUAGUAGCUCCGAUGGCCCAUCACCAGAAAGUAGUCCCUCCCACUGUGGCCUCCGACCGAGAUGUGCCAGCACCGAACACGCCGCCGCUUUGUGUUCUUCGGCGACGCUGCAUCGUCAACGCUCAAGGAGCAGAACAGAGGGGCCGUCCUCCCCGAAGACAUCUCCACCUGCACUGAACCAGAAACCCAACAGCUUCCUGUUCCGCACAUCGUCCCGCAGCAACGUCCGACCUACAGGUUUCUCCCUCAGCGAGACGGGCAGGAGCGAGUCCCGCGCGACCGUGCGUUCGCCCAAGGAAGAGAGGGCGGACGCCGCGCAGCUUCGUAAGACGCUGGAAGCCCGGCUCAAGAUCACCCUGGCCGAGGACCUGGGGGAGGCGCUGUCCGACGGCACCGUCCUCUGUCAGCUGGUCAACAGCGUUCGAGCGCGUUCCGUCUCCAUCAUUCACAUUCCGUCCCCCGCAGUGCCCAAACUGAGCUCAGCCAAGUGUCGACUCAACGCGGAAAACUUCAUCGCCGCUUGCCGCAAGCUGGGCAUCCCCGAGACGGACAUGUGUGUGUGCUCUGAUGUGCUUCUGUCUAAGCUGCCCCGUGUGCGGCGCUGCGUGGAGGCCUUGCUGGCCCUGGAGGAUGGAACCCCGCUGCUGGCCGCAGAUUUCCUGCUCUUCUACUGCGCCGCCAUGGCGCUGCUCUACGUCCUCUACUAUUCCCUGCUCGCCUAAGACCAAACACGCACACACCACAGCACAAAGCCCUGAAAUGCCUUCGCUUAGUCUUGGAACACACAGAAAACCACUACAUGCCCUCCAUUUUCUCCCCAGAAUGUGUUUUAUAUUUAUGGCGAAAGCAUUAUACAGGGUAAAGACAUUCAGCAACGUAGUGUUAAGCAUCCCCCCCCCCCCCCCCCCUUUUAUUUGUACUUACUUUGCACUGCUUGGAUCUUCGAAAAAGGAAGGGAGCAUCCUAAAGGCCGCGCGAGCUGAAGGCAUACUGUGAAUGUCUGCUUUACGAUCGGUUUUACCAUUUCAAGCAUUUGCAAGCGAGACCCGAGUGCCUCCGAACCGACAAGACUGACAACUCGCGUCCACACUAAAAAGGUACAGACUACUUUUUGACGUCUUUGACGACUGGCUGACUGUAUAAAUGUAAACAGGUUAUUAAAUUAUAUAUAUUUUGUAUUUAUAAGUUAUUGUUUUGUUGAAAGGCUUUUACUAAGAAACUUGCGAAAGCGCCAACAGGGAAAUGUGAUCGAUUUUCUAUUAUUCAGGCUUAAAAUAACAGAUUUUUUUUUUCCUGCAUUAUUUUAGCAUUUAUAAAUCAUCAAAGGCUUUACGGUGGCUACAUUGAUAGUCUUUAUCGGCCUUAUUGCACAUUGCUGUCAAUGUCGUCGUCGUUGCGCAAUUGAAACAUUUCUGCAUUGAUAAAAUGUCGAUUAUCGCUAUGAGACCGUUUUGAGAUCCGACAAUUGGGCUUUUGCUGAAUUUGAUCGUAAGCGAAGGAAAAAAAUGCCCAAAUUCACCCCGAUUAUCGGUACGUCUGUACCCUAUACUUUGCGAUUGUCAACGCCGACUGUUUUCCGAGCCUAUCUGCUUGGAAAAAGCACACCACAUAAUCGGUCAGGAUAAUCUUUCAACGACAUCUGGCAAUCGGGCUUUUGCUGACUUCGAUCGCAAAAGGGGAACAAUUGUCGAAUCCGGACCGAUUAUGGGUAUGUACCUGACUUAUCUGCCUUAUUGCUGCACAUAAACGGUCAAUAUCAACUAACUUGCCGCUGCAUUCUCAUUGUACAUUUUUGUACAUUUGAUAGCAAGUUCAAACAUGACAACUGUUGUACGUUGAUUUCUCCGUUUUGCCGUCUACGUUUGUCCCGUUAGCCAAACUGUCCUGCUGCUGUCUUUCUAUUGGCCUACUGUUUGCAUUUGAUGUACACUGUUUGAAUUCAAAAUGUCUAUUUUAUAACUCGAACCGGCACACCCCCGCCGGUUUCCAACUAUUCCGAAAUACGUCCGCAAAGCAGAAAUUCCCAGUUAUCUUUUUUUUAUAUUUAUAUACACUUUAUUGAGACUACUUUUUAAGUGAUAUAAAUAUAUUUGUUAGAUUCUUUUCCUCCCUGUAAAGAAUUUAUUAAACCCUACUGUUGCAAAGAAUUUAUUAAAAAAAUGGACUUUGA
Molecule: messenger RNA, 9922 nt
Organism: Phycodurus eques (leafy seadragon)
Lineage: Eukaryota; Metazoa; Chordata; Actinopteri; Syngnathiformes; Syngnathidae
Gene: lrch4
Product: leucine-rich repeats and calponin homology (CH) domain containing 4
Exons: 19
Coding region: 6372-8474 (700 amino acids)
Molecular function (GO): protein binding
Source: RefSeq, a predicted model, not a curated record